Messenger RNA from Arachis ipaensis, 1236 nucleotides. The record is from RefSeq and is a predicted model, not a curated record. Lineage: Eukaryota; Viridiplantae; Streptophyta; Magnoliopsida; Fabales; Fabaceae.
GCUACACCAGUACCGUCCUCAUCAAGAACGGUAAACUUUCCGAUUUAAUUGGCGAGCUCCAGUUGUUGGUGAAGGGAUGGGAAAAAUCUGGCGAUCACAGUGAAGGUGAAGGUGAAUAUGCUGAUGCCAUUGCUGCGCAGGUGCGUCGAUUGGCAAAUGAAGUUCGGCAGUUAACAUCAAGCAGGCCAAUUACAGUACUGAAUGGGGGUUCUGGAGAAAGUAACUUAUCUUCACUUGUGGUUCCAGCAGCUGCAUUGGGUGUUGUGGGUUAUGGUUACAUGUGGUGGAAGGGAAUCUCAUUCUCAGAUCUUAUGUAUGUCACUAAACGUAGUAUGGAAAAAGCUGUUUCAGAUUUGACAAAAAAGCUGCAGCAUGCCUCAGAUGUCAUUGCUGAUGCUAAGAAGCAUUUGACACAGAGGAUCCAACAUUUGGAUGACAAAAUGCUCAAGCAGAAUGAAUUGGCACGGUCAAUUAAGGAUGAAGUUGCUGGGGUUCGAAGUACAAUUACUAAUUUCCAUGAUGACUUGGGAAUCUUGCAUUACACAGUGGGAUCAUUGGAUGAAAGAUUGGCUACACUAAGUGGCAUGCAGGAUGAUGCAAAUCAAGGUUUGGCGUACCUCAUCGACUUCGUACAUGGGAAAACCCGCAAACCACCUGAAUUCUUGCAGGAGCGGCUGAGGAUUUCUGCAAAAUCCCGUAGUGUUCUCACAUAUCAGGGAGCUCCAAGUCUGAUGGGACUCAAAGACAUUGCGGAAACAAUGCGUAGUGAUUUAGACAGGUCAGCCUCUGACGGUAUCUUAUCAGAUGGCAUGGAUAAGCUAGAGCAUCUGCGAAGGCCAUUGCUGAGGGCUGCUUCAACCAGGUGAUGAUGACAAAGUCUUGGUCACCUAACUUCUAAGCGGGCUUUCUUUCACUGCUUGGGCGUAAUCGAGCAGCAACUUAAGCUCACUCGCUGAUAUAUACUCCCUCUGAAUCUACAUAAUAUUGAUACUAGAUUAAGUUUUAUAUUCAAACUAGCGGAUGAAGUAAUAUAUUGUAAAUAAAGUUUUCUCUUGAAGCUCAUGUAUUGGUGCAGCCAAGAGCCUAUGGUAUUCCAGAUGUAUGUAAUUCGUGUCUUAACAUAGUAUGUUUUUCCUAGGUUGUCAUUAUGGGUCGCUUUCUUCUAAUGUAUGAGCUGGAUGAUCACCAUCUUAUUAUGAUAUAUCUGAAAAUGAAUUCUUGCAAUUCAAUAGGCAA